GGGUUCACAGGCUGGCUUCCCCCAAGCUGCGGACAGCAUACAGCUCAUUCCUCGACUACGGCAGGAGUUCUUGCUUCCUGGGCAGGGAGUCCCUCCGUUUCAGGGACAUACACAGAUACAAGGUGCCAGUUUGCUGGAACAUGGCUGUGCGUUUGUUAGAUACACAGUAUGAUGCAGAUUCCUAUCAGAAAUACAGAUUCUCUCCCUCUGAAAAUCUCCAAAGUGUCAUCUUCUCCUACCUGGAAGAAAAGAAAGUAGACCCCAUUCGGCUGGCAGUGGAUGUCGGCUGCGGGUCGGGACAAAGCACUCGCGUACUCGCAGCUCGUUUUGAGAAGGUGGUUGGAACAGACAUCAGUGAAGCUCAAAUAGAGGCAGCCAAACAAGCUGCUUCCUUCCCAAAUGUUUCUUACCAUGUGUGCCCUGCAGAGGAGCUGCCAUUUGAGGAUGGUUCUGUGGACCUCAUUACUGCUUUUACAGCUGCCCACUGGUUUGAUCUGCCGAGGUUCAUGAAAGAAGUGGAUCGAGUUCUCAAGCCACAUGGCUGUGUGGCCCUAAGCACCUACACUACAGACUUCAGUAUGCACUAUAAAGACUGCUCGGAGAGGCUUACGGAAAUCUUCACUGAGACCCGGGACCUGCUUCUUAAAUAUGCAGAUGAAAAAGUAAAUCUUGUCAAUGCAGAGUAUAAAGAGGUGUUUGAGUCCGUGCCUUUUCCAGACAAGAAGAGAGUUACCCAGAUCUUAGACAAAAUUCCCAUGUCCGUUUCUGAGGUGAUCGGGCUAUUCCAGUCCUUCUCCAUGUAUCAAGCCUUUCUGAGGAGUGACCCUGAAGCAGCAAAAUCCCUCCUCCAAAAAACUGAACAAAGGUUCCUGGAGACCAUGGGAGUUUGCUCUAAUGAAACCCAGGUAGAGAUCGGGAUAAGGAGUGUUUCUGUUCUAGCCUGCAAGGGGCCGUGAAUGGAAAAUCCAGCGAUGACCCAAGAGCCAGAAGAAAAAUCCCGAUUUUUAGUAUCUACUUAUAACUGAUGUUAUCACCUUUAAAAUAUUUGAUUAAGAUCCCAAUAAAGUCAAUGGCAAAACUCCCAUCUUCUUCAAUGGGAGACAAAGGAGACAUGAAAUCAAAUAGUGUCAAUAUAAGAAGGGCUUUCACAGGGUUGUUGUUUCCUAUUUAGAGAGGAAAAGCUCAGUGUUCUGUCUGUCUGGCCGUCGUUCAACAGGCAUUGGAAGAAAUCAAGGACCCUUUGGCACAUAGAAGGCUGCAGAGAUUGGAUCAUAUAUGGAAUAUUCAAUAAACAUGUUACCUAACA
This is a messenger RNA of Emys orbicularis (European pond turtle), 1306 nucleotides long. RefSeq names its product putative methyltransferase DDB_G0268948. Gene Ontology annotation, molecular function: S-adenosylmethionine-dependent methyltransferase activity. The record is from RefSeq and is a predicted model, not a curated record. The transcript is spliced from 7 exons. NCBI's taxonomy places the organism in Eukaryota, Metazoa, Chordata, Testudines, Emydidae. Bases 141 to 956 code for a protein of 271 amino acids.